Messenger RNA from Acomys russatus (golden spiny mouse), 1481 nucleotides. It is a transcript of the gene Znf474, whose product is annotated as zinc finger protein 474. Bases 203 to 1240 code for a protein of 345 amino acids. The transcript has a single exon. The record is from RefSeq and is a predicted model, not a curated record. Lineage: Eukaryota; Metazoa; Chordata; Mammalia; Rodentia; Muridae.
UGGAGACAUCUGAGCCUUAAUGGGGACUUUCCAACAUUCCAGACUGACGGCUGCCCUACAAUGAGCUGAGUCACUGACCCAAGUACUGGCAACAAUGUGGAAGGCCGGAAUAGCCGGCAUCACUAACCUUCUCUCUAAGCAGCAACCCAGAACCAGUGUGGCCUGAAACUCCAGCAAGCGGUAGAGAGAGCCUCCUCUGUUCAUGGAAAGGGGAAAUGAAAGGAUUCCCAGCCAAUCACAACGAACUUUCCACACCUCCAAAGAGCCUACCUUCCUCAUCCAUCAGGAGGUCCUGCCUAGCGACUCCCACUCAACCCUCCUGCUGGAAGCAAAGUGUGACGAUCUCACUGAAAACGUAAAGGCCAGCAUUCAGAAAAGGAGACCCGGAACGGUGAUACUAUCAAAACGCUCAAGUAGAAUUAUGUCAGAAAGCCAGCCUAGACCGCCUGUGAUCCCAUCCCGCAGGCCAGGCUUCCGGAUAUGCUACAUCUGUGGCCGAGAAUUUGGGUCCCAGUCAAUUGCCAUUCACGAGCCCCAGUGCUUGGAGAAGUGGCGCGUUGAGAAUAGCAAACUACCCAAGCACUUGAGGAGGCCAGAACCCUCCAAACCACAGCCCGUCCGUGGCAGUGGCUCCUACAGCCUUCAGGCAGCCAACGAGGAGGCAUUUCAGAGUGCGCAGGCUCAGCUGCUGCCCUGUGAAUACUGUGGUCGCACGUUCUUGCCAGAUCGUCUCCUGGUUCAUCAGAGAAGCUGCAAGCCAAAGGGAGAGAGAACACCAAACGUGGAUGUCCCUGAUGUUCCUACUGGUCUCAAGAAAACUUCCAGCGGCACCUCAGCCCGACCAAGGACUCUCAUCUGUUAUAUUUGUGGUAGGGAAUUUGGCACUCUGUCCCUUCCUAUCCAUGAGCCCAAAUGCUUGGAAAAGUGGAAAAUUGAGAAUGACCGGCUUCCUAGAGAGCUGCGUCGGCCCCUGCCCCAGAAGCCUCAACCCCUUCCAACGGGACAGCCCAGCCAAGAGGGGGCGAGUCAAGCUGCGCUUGUGCCUUGCCCAAAUUGUGGCCGGACCUUCGCCCUGGACCGCCUACCUGUACACCAGAGAAGUUGUAAACCUCAACCUAAUGGGCCAAAAAGUCCAAAUUCGAACCUAGAAAGGAAAGGUGAUCCACAUGCAGCCACCAAUUCCAAGCAACAAAGGAAUGUGGCAACACCCACUGAGGACAAGGUAACUGCCGUCGUAUAAGAUGAAGGAGGUGGACCAGGGACGCGUUGCAUCUUCAAAGAGAUGAAAUAACUGUUCCCUGAGUCAUCUACCUCAGCCCCAAGGAAGGUUCCUCUCAAAGCCUUACUCUCAAGGCAGUGUGUUCAAGUCGAUCUCCUGGACUCCAGGGGCUGUAUCUCUUUUGGCAAAGUAGACCUACCCUCCCCUUCUUGGUUCAUAAUCCUUUCGGGUCUUACAACCUGAAAGAGAUGGACUUCCCCCA